This is a messenger RNA of Salarias fasciatus (jewelled blenny), 789 nucleotides long. RefSeq names its product chymotrypsin B-like. The transcript is spliced from 7 exons. Gene Ontology annotation, molecular function: serine-type endopeptidase activity. Gene Ontology annotation, biological process: proteolysis. The record is from RefSeq and is a predicted model, not a curated record. Lineage: Eukaryota; Metazoa; Chordata; Actinopteri; Blenniiformes; Blenniidae. Bases 1 to 789 code for a protein of 262 amino acids.
AUGGCCUUCCUCUGGAUCCUGUCCUGCCUCGCCUUCAUCAGCACCGCCCACGGCUGUGGUACUCCCUCCAUCCCUCCCGUCGUGACCGGGUAUGCUCGCAUUUUGGGCGGUGAGGAGGCGGUUCCUCACUCCUGGCCCUGGAUGGUGUCGCUGCAGACUCAGAGUGGCCGGCUUAUCUGUGGAGGUUCUCUGAUCAACGAGUACUGGGUGGUGACCGCAGCUCACUGCGAUUUCAGGGUCAACGACUAUGUGGUCGCUGGUGCGCAUAACAGAGCUUCCAGCACACCCGAUGAUGUCCAGAUUCUGAGAUCCGUCCUGGUCUUCACCCAUCCCAACUACAACGCCAGCACCAAGAACAAUGACAUCGCUCUCAUCAAGCUGUAUAAACCCGCCAUCCUGGGACCCACCGUGUCCCCCGUCUGCCUGCCCAAGUCCAGCGACUCCUUCUUCGGGAUCUGCGUGACCACCGGAUGGGGCCUGUUACAGCAUAGCUCUUCCCUCAUUAUCAUCAACCUGAGGCAGGCGAUCCUGCCCCUGCUGCCCGAGAAAGACUGUAAGGAGUUCUGGGGGGACAAAAUCACCAAAGCCAUGUUUUGCGCCGGGGCGUCCGGAGUCAACUUCUGUGAUGGCGACGAAGGCGGUCCUCUGGUCUGCGAGAUUAACAAAGCCUGGACUCUGGUGGGCAUCGCAUCCUGGGGAAGCACCCAGUGCUCACAAGGCAGUGCCGGAGUCUACGCCCGUAUGACGGAGUUCCGUGGAUGGGUGGACCAGAUCCUGGCUGCCAACUAA